This is a messenger RNA of Cutaneotrichosporon cavernicola, 1965 nucleotides long. RefSeq lists its product as uncharacterized. Gene Ontology annotation, cellular component: succinate-CoA ligase complex (ADP-forming); mitochondrion. The transcript has 2 exons. Gene Ontology annotation, molecular function: succinate-CoA ligase (GDP-forming) activity; succinate-CoA ligase (ADP-forming) activity. The coding region runs from base 1 to 1965 and encodes 654 amino acids. NCBI's taxonomy places the organism in Eukaryota, Fungi, Basidiomycota, Tremellomycetes, Trichosporonales, Trichosporonaceae. Gene Ontology annotation, biological process: tricarboxylic acid cycle. The record is from RefSeq and is a predicted model, not a curated record.
AUGUUCCGCAACUCAUCGCUCCGUACGGCGCGCGCUGUGCGCGGCGCCUCCAAGCGCCGUCUUCACCUCGAGUCCAACUCUGGUGCCGGCCUCCUCUCCAAGUACAUCCCAGGAGCGCGUGUGACGGCUGAGACGUCGACUGCUGGCGUCCCGAUCCGCCUGCUUGCUUCGCGCGGUCUCAACGUUCCCGUCUUCGAGGCUGAGAAGGACGGCAAGUCGGUCGUCCUCCCUCUCGACAUUACUUCGGCGAGUCUGCCGGCUGGGACGAAUGCUUGGCUUGGCGACAUUGGAAUCCAGGCCGGCGAGCGUGAGGCAACCACCAAGGCUCUGCAGGGUGUAUGGGAUGCGUGGCGCAAUAACGGCCUACUGCGUGUGUCGGGCAAGAUUGAGUCGAACGGGCACGGCACCGAGCUCACGGGCGUCAAAGUUAUCGCCGACGAUUUUGCCCUCACCAAGUAUCCCGAAACCAAGGCGCUCGGGGACGAGAAGAGGAUUCACCCUCUCGAGCGGACGGCCGCCGAGGGCUCGCUCUUCUACCACAAGAACCGGACGGGCGGUAACAUUGCGUGUUAUGGUUACGGCGCUGGCAUUGCCAUGAGCUCGAUGGACGCACUCGUCGCCGAGGGCGGCACUCCCGCCAACUUCCUCGACGGGGGUGGUGGCGCGACUGUUGCCAAUGUCAAAGCGGCCAUGAGCGUCGUCAUGAACGACCCAGACGCCAAGGUCAUCUUUGUCAACUCGUUUGGCGGUAUCACCAAGAUGGACCUGAUUGCCGAGGAGAUGGUCAAGUACAUCAACGCGUGCAAGGCAGAGGGCAAGCAUGUGCCGCGGAUUGUUGCGCGUCUCCGCGGGACGGGCGAAGAGAGCGCUCGCGAGAUCCUCAAGAAGGCGGCCAUCCCCGAGAUCGAAUACUUCUCCGACCUACGUCCCGCCGCCGCCGAGGCUGUCAGGCUUGCCGGCGGCCCCAAACACGCCGAGAGCAGCUCUGCAGCGGCAGCUGCGGCCGCUUCCGUGCCCGUUACUUUCUCGCGUGAUGGACAAUAUGAGCAGACGCUGCGUAACCUCACCGUAACGAAGAACGACCCCGUGAUGGUCCUCGGCGCAGGCAAGGCAUCGCAGGCCAACAACCUGAUCUCUAAGAACUACGGCACCAACAUUGUCGGCACUGUUGCGCCCAAGAAGGGUGGACAGGAGAUGGUCGGCAAGCCCGUCUUCAACACUGUCAAGGAGGGUGUUGCAGCGCUCAAGCCCCGCAUUGCAUCCGUGUUCGUCCCCCCCUUUGCGGCCGCCGACGCGAUCAUCGAGUGUAUCGAGGCCGAGAUCCCGCUUGUCGUUGCAUACGCCGAGGGCAUCCCAACUCAGGAGCAGCUCAAGGUCCAGCGCGCCCUGCGAUCGCAGAACAAGACGCGCGUCGUCGGCGCCAACUGCCCCGGUGUCAUCUUCCCCCACGAGCGCAUCAAGCUCGGCAUCCAGCCUCUCCAAGUCCACUCUCCCGGAUGUGUCGGUAUCGCCACACGUUCCGGCACGAUCUCUUAUGAGCUGGCCGCUCAGACCACCGCCCUCGGAUUAGGACAGAGCGCAGUCUACGGUCUUGGCGGUGACCCCUUCCCCUCCACGCGGACAUGGGAGGCUCUCCAGCUCAUCCUGGAUGACCCCAAGGCCAAGUUUGGCGUGCUGGUCGGCGAGGUCGGCGGACAAAUGGAGGAGGAGGCCGCACAGGUGUACCAGGACUACCUUGCCAACCUGAAGCCUGGGGAGGUCGCCAAGCCUAUUGUCGGCUUUGUGGCGGGUGCCGCGACUGAACGCGGGCUGAUGUAUGGCCACGCUGGCGCUGUGUGGUGGAACCAGAACGAGACGGCCGUCGCCAAGCGCCAGGUCUGGAAGGACGCCGGCUUCAUCAUGGCCGACACCCUCGGCGACCUUGGGCCGCUCAUCAAGGAGACGGCGGACAAGAUGGGUCUGUAA